CGCCGCUCUGUUGUUAUAGUAUUUUCUAUUUUUUUUUUUUUUUUCCUAUUUUUGGCCACUUGUCUAUUACGACCAGAGAUUACGACAUUCAGCCAGCUUAUUUCUUAAUAUUUAAUUAGCGUUUAAAAUCGGACAAAUACAGACUCACACACACAUUUAACACCCAUGUCCGAGGCCGGAAUCGAACCGGCGACCUUGCGUCUACUAGAAUGCGGCGCAAUCAUUUCGACCACAAGGCCGACAAUAUUUUCUAUAGUAGGGGCAAGGAGAAGAUGGAGAGAAGUGGAGAGAAGGAACUAACCUAAAAAUUCUAAGAUUUUAUUUUGAGCGAGAUUGUUUUUUAAGUAUUAAAUGAUGAAAUUUUGUAUUAAAAUUGUAGUUCUAUCAAUAAGUUUAUCAAUUUUACAUAUAGAAAGUGCUUCAUCAACAUUAACACCAAAAAAUAGAGGUAAUAAAAAGAAAAUUCAAGAAAAACCAUUGAAAAUUAGGACAGGUCCUCAAAAAUACUCCGUUUUUGAUAAAAGUUUUGUUACUGAAACUGUAGUUGCUAAAGAUAUUCUAGAGAAUUAUCAAGCCUUUUUCACUGAGACUGACGAAUAUAAUUUUAAUGGUUUAGUUUUAGGUUAUGUUACCCCGUGGAAUAAUCAUGGGUAUGAUGUAGCAAAGAUAUUUGGGAAUAAGUUUACACACAUAAGCCCUGUGUGGCUUCAAAUUAGAAGAAAAGGACCAAAAUUGUACAGUCUGACUGGCACUCAUGAUAUUGAUAAAAAAUGGGUAAUAACUGUAAAAAAUGCUGGAAGGGAAAGAAAGACAAAAGUUCUUCCGAGAGUUAUAUUUGAGGGUUGGACAUUAAGCGAUUAUACUGCACUUUUCAAUGACAAGAAUGAAUUAAAUUCCUUGACACAAACCUUAGUGGAGUCUUGUAAACAAUAUAGUUUUGAUGGUUUUACUCUCGAGGUAUGGACACAAAUAGCUGGGGCUGUAAAAUCUGAUAUUUUAGUUGCAUUUGUUAAAUUUGUAGGUGAUACCUUUGCUUUAGAAAAAUUACAUUUUGUAUUGGUUAUACCUCCUAAGCGAAGUGAAUAUGAAUUAUUUACAAAGGAUCAGUUUGACCAGCUAUAUGAUCACGUAACUGCAUUUUCACUAAUGACUUAUGAUUAUUCAAAUUCCCAAAUACCAGGUCCAAAUGCUCCAUCUUCAUGGGUUGAGGAUUCUAUAACAUCUAUCAGUUCAAAUCUUACCCAAAGACCAAAGAUUUUAAUGGGUUUAAACUUUUAUGGAAAUGAUUAUACAGCAUCUGGUGGAGGAUCAAUUAUAUUUCAUGAUUAUAUUAAACUUCUUAAAAAAAAUCCAGAACAGAAACUUAAAUAUAAUCCUGAAGUAGAAGAGCAUUAUUUUGAUUAUAAGGACGAUAAGGGUGUGAAACAUUUGGUAUUUUAUCCAACCUUGUAUUCCAUAUUUAAAAAAAUUGAUUUAGCACAUAGAUUAAACACUGGUAUUUCUAUAUGGGAGAUUGGACAAGGAUUGGAUUAUUUCUAUGAUUUACUGUGAUAAUUUCAAUAUAGAUAAGUUAGCAUUUCAAAUUAAAAGUUUUAAAUAGAUAAAGUUAACAUCCAAAUGGGUGAUGCAUUUAUAUAUUUACAGAGAUAGGGACCUAUUCAAGAAACUUUUAGUCCAACUGUAUAUUUUGUUACCUACAUUAAAAAAUUAUUUAAAUUUGCCAUUUUACUUAUUUCAAUGUGUUCUUUAUUAUUAAAUAUUUUUACUAAA
This is a messenger RNA of Sitophilus oryzae (rice weevil), 1770 nucleotides long. RefSeq names its product chitinase domain-containing protein 1. Bases 352 to 1551 code for a protein of 399 amino acids. The transcript is spliced from 6 exons. NCBI's taxonomy places the organism in Eukaryota, Metazoa, Arthropoda, Insecta, Coleoptera, Curculionidae. Gene Ontology annotation, molecular function: oligosaccharide binding; chitin binding. Gene Ontology annotation, cellular component: extracellular region. The record is from RefSeq and is a predicted model, not a curated record. Gene Ontology annotation, biological process: carbohydrate metabolic process.